Procambarus clarkii (red swamp crayfish) is the source of this 1674-nucleotide messenger RNA. NCBI's taxonomy places the organism in Eukaryota, Metazoa, Arthropoda, Malacostraca, Decapoda, Cambaridae. The record is from RefSeq and is a predicted model, not a curated record.
AUGGACUGUGGUAAGAUGAACUGUAAUAAGAUGGACUGUGGUAAGAUGAACUGUAGUAAGAUGAACUGUGGUAAGAUGAACUGUAAUAAGAUGGACUGUGGUAAGAUGGACUGUAAUAAGAUGGACUGUGGUAAGAUGAACUGUAAUAAGAUGGACUGUGGUAAGAUGGACUGUAAUAAGAUGGACUGUGGUAAGAUGAACUGUAAUAAGAUGGACUGUGGUAAGAUGAACUGUGGUAAGAUGGACUGUGGUAAGAUGGACUGUGGUAAGAUGGACUGUGGUAAGAUGGACUGUGGUAAGAUGAACUGUAAUAAGAUGGACUGUGGUAAGAUGAACUGUAAUAAGAUGGACUGUGGUAAGAUGAACUGUAAUAAGAUGGACUGUGGUAAGAUGAACUGUGGUAAGAUGGACUGUGGUAAGAUGGACUGUGGUAAGAUGGACUGUGGUAAGAUCGACUGUGGUAAGAUGAACUGUGGUAAGAUGGACUGUGGUAAGAUGGACUGUAAUAAGAUGGACUGUGGUAAGAUGAACUGUAAUAAGAUGGACUGUGGUAAGAUGAACUGUAAUAAGAUGGACUGUGGUAAGAUGGACUGUGGUAAGAUGGACUGUGGUAAGAUGAACUGUGGUAAGAUGGACUGUGGUAAGAUGGACUGUGGUAAGAUGGACUGUGGUAAGAUGAACUGUGGUAAGAUGGACUGUGGUAAGAUGAACUGUGGUAAGAUGGACUGUAGUAAGAUGAACUGUGGUAAGAUGGACUGUGGUAAGAUGGACUGUGGUAAGAUGAACUGUAAUAAGAUGGACUGUGGUAAGAUGAACUGUGGUAAGAUGGACUGUGGUAAGAUGGACUGUGGUAAGAUGGACUGUGGUAAGAUGAACUGUGGUAAGAUGGACUGUAGUAAGAUGAACUGUGGUAAGAUGGACUGUGGUAAGAUGGACUGUGGUAAGAUGAACUGUGGUAAGAUGAACUGUGGUAAGAUGGACUGUGGUAAGAUGAACUGUGGUAAGAUGAACUGUGGUAAGAUGAACUGUGGUAAGAUGGACAGUGGUAAGAUGAACUGUGGUAAGAUGGACUGUGGUAAGAUGAACUGUGGUAAGAUGAACUGUGGUAAGAUGAACUGUGGUAAGAUGGACAGUGGUAAGAUGAACUGUGGUAAGAUGGACUGUGGUAAGAUGAACUGUGGUAAGAUGAACUGUGGUAAGAUGAACUGUGGUAAGAUGAACUGUGGUAAGAUGAACUGUGGUAAGAUGAACUGUGGUAAGAUGGACUGUGGUAAGAUGAACUGUGGUAAGAUGAACUGUGGAAAGAUGAACUGUGGUAAGAUGAACUGUGGUAAGAUGGACUGUGGUAAGAUGAACUGUGGUAAGAUGAACUGUGGUAAGAUGGACUGUGGUAAGAUGAACUGUGGUAAGAUGAACUGUGGUAAGAUGAACUGUGGUAAGAUGGACAGUGGUAAGAUGAACUGUGGUAAGAUGGACUGUGGUAAGAUGAACUGUGGUAAGAUGAACUGUGGUAAGAUGAACUGUGGUAAGAUGGACUGUGGUAAGAUGAACUGUGGUAAGAUGGACUGUGGUAAGAUGAACUGUGGUAAGAUGAACUGUGGUAAGAUGAACUGUGGUAAGAUGGACUGUGGUAAGAUGAACUGUGGUUGUACAAAAACAAAACACCUAUACUGA